UCAGAUCUCUUCUUCUUCUUCCUCUUGAGACUUAGAUUUAUUUUGUGAUCAGUCUCGGACUGUAAGAUACUGCAACCUCUGUUAAUCUUCUCGUAUGGCGGAUACUGUUGAAGAGCCUCAAUUGCACAAUGGAACGACACCAGGUGAAUCCGAAACCGAGCAAAAUCCGACUCCGGAACCCAAACUUACCGGAGAAAUUUCGGAAAUAGAAACAGAUGCGACGCCAGAGGAAGUACAAUCUGAGGUUAAGACGGAGGAAGUACAAUCUGAGGUAACGGAUGCGAAGCCGGAAGAAGUGCUAUCUGAGGUAAAGCCGGAAGAAGUACAAUCUGUGGUAACCGAUGCGAAACCGGAGUUAACUGAUUUGGAUCUGACGCCGGGAGGAUCCGAGGAGAUCCCGAUCCGGUCGACGGAGGCUGAUCAGGAGUCUUCUCCUGUUCUUAAGAAAGAAGAUGAUGGGAACAAGACAUUUACCAUGAGAGAGUUGCUCAGCGAAUUAAAAAGCGAAGAAGGAGAUGGGACUCCUCACAGUGCUGUCUCUCCUUUUAGUCGAGAAAGUGCUUCUCAACCAGCGGAGAACAAUCCUGCAAUGGAUCUGAUUAACAGGAUCCAAGUUAACGACGAAGAGGGCCGAUCUCGCCAGCGUGUUCUUGCAUUUGCUGCCCGCAAGUAUGCUAGUGCCAUAGAGAGAAAUCCAGAUGAUCAUGAUGCAUUAUACAACUGGGCACUUAUACUCCAGGAAAGUGCCGAUAAUGUCAGCCCAGAAUCUGUUUCACCUUCUAAAGAUGAUUUGCUUGAGGAAGCUUGUAAGAAGUACGAUGAGGCAACCCGUCUCUGCCCAACGCUUUAUGAUGCUUACUACAACUGGGCUAUUGCAAUCUCUGAUAGGGCAAAGAUGCGUGGUCGCACAAAGGAGGCUGAAGAAUUAUGGGAACAGGCAACUAAUAAUUAUGAAAAAGCUGUCCAGCUCAAUUGGAACAGUUCCCAGGCUUUAAACAACUGGGGACUGGCGCUGCAGGAACUCAGUCAGAUUGUUCCUGCUAGGGAGAAGGAAAAGGUUGUUCGAACUGCCAUUAGCAAGUUUCGGGCAGCAAUCAGGUUGCAAUUUGAUUUCCAUCGAGCCAUAUACAACCUUGGAACUGUUCUUUAUGGAUUAGCAGAAGACACACUUAGAACUGGGGGUUCGGGAAACGGCAAAGACAUGCCUCCUGGUGAGUUAUACAGUCAAUCUGCCAUCUACAUUGCUGCAGCUCAUUCAUUGAAGCCAAGUUACUCGGUUUACAGCAGCGCUUUGAGGCUUGUUCGUUCCAUGCUACCUCUACCGCAUCUGAAAGUUGGAUAUCUGACUGCAGCACCCGUGGGUAAUUCACUUGCUCCUCACAGUGAUUGGAAACGCACAGAGUUUGAACUCAAUCAUGAGAGGCUUCUACAGGUACUGAAACCUGAACCAAGAGAAAUGGGACGAAACCUGUCAGGAAAAUCUGAUACAAUGAGCACCAACGUGGAAAGGAAGACGGUAAAAGUAAAUAUCACAGAGAUAGUUUCGGUAACGCCUUGUGCUGAUCUCACGCUACCUCCUGGUGCUGGUCUCUGCGUUGAUACCAUUCAUGGCCCAGUCUUCUUGGUUGCAGAUUCAUGGGAGUCUUUAGAUGGAUGGCUGGAUGCUAUUCGUUUGGUUUACACAAUUUACGCGAGAGGGAAGAGUGAUGUUUUAGCCGGUAUUAUCACCGGUUAAUAUAUAUACUUCAUUUAUAUAAUUAUUUUGCUUCCUUUUUUGUUUAUCCUUAGUUUUGUGAUGUAUGAUGAUCUUAGCGAAAUAUUUUUUUGUUGCUCAUUUUCAAACAUGAUUUUUAGUUUUUUCGGACU
Molecule: messenger RNA, 1866 nt
Organism: Capsella rubella
Lineage: Eukaryota; Viridiplantae; Streptophyta; Magnoliopsida; Brassicales; Brassicaceae
Product: protein HLB1
Exons: 14
Coding region: 95-1735 (546 amino acids)
Molecular function (GO): protein binding
Source: RefSeq, a predicted model, not a curated record